GUUGGGUAAGCAGAAAGAAACUUUGAAUCUGCCGAGUAAAAGACCAGUUCAUGCCUCUGUAGAAAUGCCUCAGUAAAAGUACACAACUGUUCUGCACAACAACAGCAACAGCCAAAUCUAACAGUGGAGGUGGCAGUAUGGCGUCUGAGGGAAACGAUGACCUGGUUUUAGACGCUAUAUUCAAUCCGAGUUUACCAGUAGUUGCAUGCGAAAAUACAGUGAAAGACUGUGAUCAGUGUGUUGAAGAAGAAUAUGUUGAAGCCAGUGUAUUAAGCAAAGUGAAGGAAUUGGAAAUCGAAGGGGUAAAUGCAGCAGAAUCGGGUGACUUCGAUAAAAGUUUGGAGGCAUUUAACAGUGCCGUCAACUUAGCUCCCAACCAUGCAUCAAGCUAUAAUAACAGAGCUCAGCUUUAUAGGCUAAAAGGUGACAUUGAUGCUGCACUCCAAGAUGUCAAUACAGCCAUUGAAUUGAGUAAGGGACAUGGAAAAGCUGCUGCCCAAGCUUUUACCCAGAGAGCAAUGAUAAGGAAGUUGCAGAGUGAUGAUGAGGCUGCUUAUCAUGACUUUAAAGCUGCAGCAGCACUUGGAAAUACUUUUGCAAAAGCGCAGGCAAUGCAGAUGAAUCCUUACGCUGCUUUGUGCAAUCAAAUGCUUAAAGAGGCUAUUGGCAAGUUAAAAAGAGGAGAAACUGACUAAUUGAAUUGCAUUUCAUUGCUUCUGAGUGCCAUUUGAAUAGCAGUAUAACUGCAAAGAUAAUAUCACAGGCCUGGCCAUUUGAGGAGAGCCAUAGCUCUUGCUCCCCUCCAGGCUCUCCUCCGUUCUCCUCAAACGCUGGAGGGAAGCUAGAGGUAGCUCUCCCAAAUUGUUCUAAAAAGCAAAUUUGCCCUCCUUGAAAUCAAUUUUUCCUUUGUUUCUAUUCUUAUAGCUCACCUGAAUACUACUAGGAGAGCUGUUUACUGCUCCCCUGUUAGAAGUCUUAUGGCCAGGUCUGACAUCACCCAAGCCAGUCUGAUUGUUUCCUUAUAUCUUGGUAUGUUAUCCCACCAUUUAGCAACAUCUAUAUGCUGCUCUGGUUUGUCAGCCUAUCCAAGUCAUUUAAGUGAUGAAAAAAGUAUACUUCAUCCAAAAUUGUAAUAAUUGGAGCUGAAACCUUUGGACAAGGUUUCUCAAAAAUUACCACAAAUACAUUUAUAAACCAAGAAUUAUUUUAUAUUAGCCUUAAAACACUUUUUUGUGCAAGAAUUGCACAGGUCUGUCUCUGAUAUUUUUAUAAUAGAAGAUGAUAUUCAAGUAUUAUGUUUAUUUUGCUUGAAAUAACUUUUUCAGAACUGCUGUAAAUUAACCAUCUUGGGCCACUCCCACCAUCAACAAUGUAUCAUAUUGGCUGAAUUGUCAAAACAAAAACAUAUCAUACAUUUUAACAGAGUUGAUCAUUGUACUUAAUUUUUCCUGGCUAAAUACAAUUCUUUCUUGGCUAAAUACAAUUCUUUCCUAAAGCCAGCAAUUUUUACCUGUAUGGAGUGGUCGUUUAUAGCCACCUUUAUCAAAGACUAAAGACAAUGCCCCCACUUUUCCAAUCUUUGCCAAGAUUGUGAUGGUUUAAACUCCCACCCCCUUUGCUUCAGCAUGCUUGAGCUCUAUCCAACAUAUCAAGGAUUGAUUUUAUAGAGCUAUACAAUACCAUUGUUAUUUAAUUAUCCUGGCUGUAACUGAACCAUAUCCUUGUAUAUGUUUUAUCCUUUCCUUGAAAAUAGCAGAGUGUUAGUAUUCUUUAGAAAUUAUUUAAAAUUUAAAUUGUAAAUUCUCUAAUGAGCAUCCAUUGUAAUAAUAAUAAUAAUAAUUGAAGCUAAAUCUCCAUUUCGGAGCAGUUACCCAACUACUGGGUAUCACAAGCUGGUGCUAUAAUUUUAGCCAAUCUUUUUAUUUCUAUUUCAUCCAUUGGUAAGAAAUUUUUGAAGGGUGUUGUUGAUACUUUUAAGAAUUUUUGAAUUAUUUGUAGCUAAACAUGUUUUUUCCAUCUUGGGUUUUUGAUAAAAACUUGGGCAAUCCCAUAAGUGUUCAAUAUAUUCCUCAUGGGCCCCACAUCUUCUGCAAAGAGAAUCAGAGUACUUUCCUUUGUAGUUCGCUCUUAAGUCAACCAUGUUUAGUUUUAAUUUCAGCAGGGAUGACGCGUCUUCGCACCCCAGAUACUCUUUCAUUUCAAAUUUACUACCCUUGAUAAAUCUAAGUUUAGUCUUACUAUUAUUUCUAAUGUUAUUCUCUAUGAUUAUGAUCAUUUUUUCUCUAACAACUUUUUUCCACUGUUCUUUGGUUAAAUUUUUGAUCUGAUUUUCUUUGAGGUUAAUAUCAAUCAGUUUUAUGUCACUAAUCACUUCUUUAUACCAACAGUUUGGGAAAUUUAAACGUUUUUGCUCUUCAUAAACUAUCUUGGUCAAUCUACUUUCGUUCAUGUUUAAUACCUUAUGGAAGUAUAUUAAUCUUUUCUCUUUUAUUCUAAAUUCCAUAGGCAUCAGGCCACAUUCAAGGACUAUUCCAUCAUAUGACAUUGAUUGGGGUAGAGAGUUAAUUAUUGUUACUGCAUCUUUUUGCAAUUUUUCUAAGUUUUUAAAUUGCUUAUUAGUUACGUUAGUCCAUGUUUCACAUGCGUACAGAACUUUUGGCAUCAAAAUUGCUUCAAUCAGUUUGAUACUGAUUGCAAAACUUUGUUUCUUGAGUGCCUCCUGUUUAAUAAGGAAUUUUAUUUCUUUAAUAACUCCCAAGGCAGUGUUGAUUCGUUUACUGAUGCACAAAUCCAAGGUUCCUUUGUUAUUUUUCAAGUCCCCUAGAUAUUUAUAUGACUCUACUUCUUUAAUAACUUGGCCAUUUAAAAUUAAAGUUUCUUUUUGGAAUUUUUUACUUUUGCUAUAUUGCAUGAUCAUUUGUUCACUUUUAUCCAAGUUGAAAUUCAGAAGGUUUUUCUUUUGAAACUCUUCAGCAAUAGUAAUCAUUUCCUGCAUUUUCUUGUGAGAUAUGGAAGCAAUUAAUAUAUCAUCCUGGUAAAGUAGUGGAGGUAUCAAAAUGUUCCCAAAGUUAAUUCCUAGGUUUUCUCUUUUUACUAUUUGCAUACCUUUAUCAAUAUGAUUGGCACAGAUGGGGGCUGCCAAGAUAGUUCCUUGUUUUAAAUUUUCUUUAAUUCUAACCUGUCUUGUAAUUCCACUAGGUGUGUGGAUUUGAAUGUAUCCUUCAUUGUUUAAUUCGUAGACAUUUUUAAGAAAGUUUCCUUUCACCCCACUUCUAUACAUAUCUAUGAUGCAAGACUUUAGCCACAGCUUAUCAAAAGCCUUCUCUAGGUCCAGGUACACAAACUUCACUGGGCAUUUUAGAUAUUUGUAAUAAUCGUUUAUUGCUUGCCAAAUAAACAAAUGAUCUAAUGUUGACCUACCCUUUCUUCCUCACUAGAUUUCUUUAUUUUCAGGCUUUUAAGUACUUUUUCCAGUUCCCAUAUUUCAAAAGGGGCAUCAUAUCUCUUCUUUUGUCCCUUCUGGGAUUGUAUUACUUUGGCAAAUAGCUUAUCAACUGAUCUUACAUGAUUUUUAUAUUUUUCAUCUGGCUCUCUAUUGGUGAGUAAUUUCUCAAAGUAGGUUUCAUGCUCCUCAAGGAUUUCAUUUUGUUCAACUAAUUCCUUUCCUUGCUCAUUGAUUACAGCAGUUGGGCAGUCUGCUUUUCUUCCUAAGAUUUUGGCCCUUAUCUUAUAAAAUUCUGAGCUUUGCACAGCAGCCCUACUUAACUUUUCAAUGUUUGCUUUCAUCCUAAUAUCUUUACUCUCAUUCUCUGUCCUCACUAGUUGGUUGUUCAAGUGUUUGAUUCUUAUCUUCAAAACACUUUCCCUCAAAUUGUCCUCUUUUUUGAUAGCUUCACUUAGUUUCUGUUUUAACUCUCUUUUCUUCUUUAUCAGUUCCCUACAUGCCCUCAUUGCAGCAUGGUGCUUAUUUCUGUUGUACCUUUUCUUAAAGCAUUUUGCCAUAAUUUCAUAUAUUUUCCUUUUCCACUCUUUAUAUAGGACAUUUACUGGUUUGUUUUGAUCCCAAACAUUUUCUAUUUUGUUAAUUUUCACUUGUCUAUCAAAUUCCUUAAGUGAGUCACUUGAUAAGACCCAGUGCCCUUGUUCCUUUUGAGGAUUUUGGCUAUAGACAUCCUUUUUCCUGAAGUUAAAGUCAAGCACCAUUGUAUUAUGAUCGGAUUCUUUCACACUAUAUUUCCCCACUCUUUCUAGAACAUAUCUCCUUUCUUCAUCAAUAAUCAUUCUAUCAAAUUUAUCAAAGCCUUUUUGAUUAACCAAUGCAUAAUCAAGUAUCGUCUUCUUAUUAACAUUACACUUGUCAGUAGUUGAUACCCUUGUCCAAAGCCCUUGGCAUUUAUCACUGUUGUUCAAUAUGUUUAAUUUUCUUUUCUUUACUAUUUUCAUUAGACUUUUUCCUCCUGUAGUUAUUUUAGGAUGGUUCCCUUUUAUGUUAUCUCCUACUUUUACAUUUAAAUCCCCUAGUAUUAUCAAUGCUUUGUCUUCAAUUUUAGCUUUUACAGCAUAAUAAUCAAUUUUAUCAAAGAAAGUAAAGUUACUUUUUAUUUUUGUCCUAGAUUCCUGUUUACCAUACACCACUCCCAAUAUUAUUUCCCUACAUCCAAGACUGAUGUUAGUCCAGACCUGUUCAUUAUCAUCAUCUCCUACCUCUAAGACUGUUACUUUAUCUUUUAGUGAAUUUUUAUAUAUCAUCCAUAUGCCACCACCUUCUUUUUUUUCCCUUCUUAAUUCUAUAGGAUCACAGUAUCCUUUUAGACUGAGAGGACCCUCACAGGUUUUAAACUUAGGUUCUGUUAUACAAAUUAUUGUAGGAUCUAAAUCCUCAAUUAUUGAACAUAAGCUGUCUAUUUUAGAUUUUAGACCAUUAGCAUUUGAAUACAGAAUUUUUAUCUUUUGUUUAUCAUACCUUCUUGUUUUUUCUUUAAUGUGAGCUUUUUUCCACUUGUUUCUCUUUACACAAGGGCAGGGUCCCAUGAUACCCAAGGGUGUUGAGGGACUUGUUGCUGCUGAUGGUAUUGUAUGUCUCUAACAAUUUCUUUUUUAAUACUAUCCAUUGAGUCUUUUAUGCAUUGUUCGAUCAGGUUUGUUACAUCUGUUUGUUGAAGAUAUCCUGUCUCUUUGUAUCUUUGUUUCUCUGGGUGUAAAAAUCUGCAAUCAGUUCUUAUGCAGACUCCUGUCAUGUGUGCAAAGCAUAAUCCUGAUGCCCUCCAUCUAUCCUUUUCAUCAGCAUUACCACCAAGCCCGCCUAUGUUGUGGGAGAAUUUACAAUUGUGCUUAUUAAUGUCAACUGUUGGUUAAUAAGUUGUCCUGAAUAUCGGGAGCACUCUUUAAGGCCACACAGGGGUUUUAAAUCUCUUUUUCAGAUCAGAUGCAGCAAAAAGAAAACUAGAUUGUCAUAAAAUCAAGUUUGAUCUAAACUUUAUUAUGAAGUUAUUUAUCAGUCUUCCACUUGAGGUCAAGAUAAAUGUCCUUUUUUGGUCAUUAUCAUUACCAACCCACUCACCAUCCUGUUUAUAGCCAGUAAUAUUGAAACAAAUUUGUUGGUAGGGUUGGUCAUUUGAAGGUGCAAGCAAGAAAUUAAUGACAAUUUUUUUGGGGGCACUCGUUCCAAGAGGGAUGCUAAUUUGAAGAUUUAUGGUGUUGUUUUAGCAAAAUGUAAUUAGAGUCGAAUCAAAGUACAUUUUGGUUGUCUUCUGUGUAUGUGAAAUUUGUGUCUUGCAAACUUUGUUUAAUCAUUUGAUAACUUGGCAACCAAUACUGUUUUUAGUAAUAAUGUUUAUAGCAAUCAAAUUUAUCGACUUGCUA
Rhopilema esculentum is the source of this 5862-nucleotide messenger RNA. Its product is annotated as tetratricopeptide repeat protein 36 homolog. Lineage: Eukaryota; Metazoa; Cnidaria; Scyphozoa; Rhizostomeae; Rhizostomatidae. The record is from RefSeq and is a predicted model, not a curated record. Gene Ontology annotation, molecular function: protein binding.